AUGACGCUGCUGGCCGAGUUCGAGCCGACGACGUUGCCGGACUACGAGCCUUUGAAGUUCUCACCCCGCACGGUUUCUCGGCUCGACGAGGAGGAUGAAGACGACUGGCAGAAGACGAUACGCCCAGUAGCCCUAGGUUCUAGAAGCGUUGCCCAUUCGCGCGAAUCGUCCAUUGAAAAGCUCCCAGCCCCGCGCCUUGACGUCACGGCACAACAACUCCCACACCCUCGAUCGCAUGUUCCGUCUCGAAGCGCUCUCGGGGGCGUGAUAGAACGCGUAGUCGACCCCAAGGCCUCCGCAUACGGGCACCACCGACAGACGUCGAUUGUUCAUGGCAUUGGGAUUCAUCACUCUAGAAACGGGAGCCUCGCGAGUUCCUCGUCGAGCCCUCUCAGUCCGCAAAUGAUUGCCGCAGCUGGUGCUGGGCUCACACCGGACAGGGCCGAGAUGCACUCGUUUUCACGCCUGGAUAGUGAUGGUUCAUUAGGGCCACGGCCGGCCACGGCCCUAUCGGGAACAACUCUCUCGUCUAACACGGGAUUACCGGAACGAGCUGCCUCGGCCGCUGCUGGCGAUAUCAACGCGGUGCAGACGGCCGCACGUGGUGGAAAGAUGGAGAGGAGGCAUAGCGGGAAAUCACGGCGCGACCAUGUGCAUCACCAUUCGCACUCGUCCCGCCAUCACAAGGACGAGCAAAAGACGGUGGGGGAAUAUGCCCUACACGUCCUCUUCACAUCGUUCAUCGCCCAAGCAGAGGACAAGUUGAACGCGUGCAUUACGGUGCCCUUUGAACCAGAGCCGCAGGUUGAGCUAAUUUGCGGGCCCGGCGUAGAUCCGGGCUUCGACCAACUCAUCGUGGCGCUUGGCCACAUUGCUAAGCAGAAACCAAAACCCCUUAUUGACUCCAUGAUGCUCUGGAGGAAGAGCAAGAGCGACGCGGCCAAUGAAGCGCGCACCCAACUCCAACAAUCCCGAAUUUACCCCCCUCCCGGCCCGCUGCAGAGACGCAACACGGAGCCGAACCAGCCAGGCGUUCCCGGUGGCCCGCCGGACUCAUCGGGCGGCGGCCAGAUGUCCCUUGUCGCGAAACAGGAAUACGUUGCGCAGGCCGAGCGCCGUUCGACCGUUUCUAUUUACGUAUUAUGCCGCGUCUUGCUUGAGGUCAUGGCCCAGAGCACGCUCGCUUCCAUCACCCCAGAGAUGGAGGACAAGCUGGAAAAUAUCAUAUUCGGGCAGCUCAAGAUCUCCGAGACCGAGCAGUUGAUGAUCUCGCCACUGAAGCUUUCCAACUGGAACCUGUUCGCACAGCUGAUGGGCGUUAUGAGCGAGCUCAGCUUCACUACCGUAACGGACCGCUUCAUCGCUGACCUUGAGCGGUCAUCGCAAGAAUUUCAUGCGAAGGGUCCCACCUCAUCCCGAGAUCUCGAGAACAAGAUGGAGCUCGUGCUGGGGGGGAUGAAACAUCUGCGAAUCAAGACCGCCCCCAAAGAGGCCUGGGACCGGUCUUGCGAGUUCGUGGCCGCGUUGGGCAAGUUGUUUGGCCAAUCCCACGGUCCCAAAGUAAAAUCGGCAUUUUGCCAGGUCUUUGAGAUGCUGGUGCUUCCCAUUGCCGCUAAGGCUACUAAUACCGACAUUUCGCACCCCAAGUGGAACGAAGUGCUGGCAACCAUCGGGCCCCGGUUAGCCCAGAUGUUUGUCAAGCCGAGGCAUUGGCAGUACACGUUCCCGUUGACGGCCACGAUGCUGUGUGUUUCGCCGCCCGAGACCUUUGUGAGUCAGUGGCUUCAGCUGAUCUAUCCUCUUCAACCGCGUCUCAAGGACCGGUACACCCGCCCGAUCUGCUUGCAGGUCAUCUCCCGGCUUGUGUGGACGUAUCUGUACCGCACCAACGACACUUCUUCGGGUGCAACUAGGAAAUUGGAUGAUGUUUUCAAGAGUGUCCUGCCCACCGCAAAGCGAGCCAUAGUCGCCGCGGACAUGGCUGUCGUCGAUCCACUGAUCCAGAUCAUCCGGUUCGUUGGGUACAAGCAUCCAGAAUAUUGCUUCCUGAGUGUCAUCUUCCCCCUGCUCAAUGCCGACCUCUUCACAUCCAACAAGGAGGUCAAGAUCGAGCAGCUUGAUCCUGAUCGGAUGGUCAUUGGUAUCCGUGCCCUGCUCACCGUCAUGUCGGACCUCGAAAAGGGCGACCAAGGCCGGCCACCCUUCCCGCAAUCGUAUGCCCCGCCCUCGCCAGCAGAACGUGUACCCCCGUCAUCCCCCGUGUUCGGCUCGCCGCGUGACCUGCCUUCGUUCGCCUGGGCUGCGUUGUCCGGAGGCGAACGGCUGUCCAAGCCGGUGAUGGUGUCGGCUCUUUCCGAGAGCGUCCGGGAGCACUAUGCCCGGUUCUGCGAUAUCCUCGGCAAGAUCAGCAUCAUUUGUGACAACACGUUUGGCGGGCAGGCCGCGUUGAACGAAAAGUUUGAUAAGAUCGACAAGUUCAACAGUCCGGGGCCUAAGACGCCCAUCACAGAGACGUUCAACUUCUCGAGGAAAGAGGACCACUCCGGGCCGCACGAUCAGAAACAAGGGUUCUACGAGCUGCUUCACAUCGCUGUCCAGGCUCUGCCUCGGUGCCUGUCGCCCGGCAUGCCCUUCAACACGCUCAUCAAUCUCCUCUGCACCGGGACGGCCCACGUGCAGCACAAUAUUGCCGAGUCGUCGGCGCAGUCGCUGAAAGCGAUCGCGCGCCAGUCACACGCUCAUCAGGUGACAAUGGGAUUUGCGCGGUUCAUCUUUAAUUUUGACGACCAGUAUUCGACCAUGUCUGACGGGGGCAUGCUCGGCCCUGGCCACAUCGAGAAGACGCUGAAGUUGUACAUUGAGCUUCUCCACAUUUGGAUCGACGAGAUCAAGCAAAAGACGAGGAACGCGGCCGUUGCGGACGACAACGUUGAUUCGACCGUCGCCGAUAAGAGGGGCAUGAAGCUCGACCUGUCGAGUGUCUGGGCCGAGGUCGACCAGGUGGAAGCACACGGACUGUUCUUCCUCUGUUCACAAUCCCGCAGCGUCCGGUAUUACGCCGUCAAUGUGCUCCGGCUGAUUACCGAGUUUGACGCGGUGCUGCGCAAGCCCAGCGGCCGCGAGAAGGACACGCCGCGGCUGAUUGACAUCCUCGAGAACGACUCGAUGCAGGUCAUGAGCUUCAACGACGAGCAGCUAUCAGUGGCCGAGCGGAGCCGGCUGCAGCGCGGGAUGCAGAACACCAACAGCCAGGGGGCGCUGAUCGAGCUGUGCACCAGCGACGUGUCAUACGAUACCACGCUGUGGUUCAAGAUAUUUCCCAACUUCAUCCGCAUCGCCUUCGACAAGUGCCCAUUUGCCAUCACGCUGAGCCGGGACCUGGUCUGCGAGCGGAUCCUCCAGCUGUACAAGGUCAUCACGGUCUUGUCCGAACCAGCGCGGGAGCGGGACCGUGACCGGGGUUUGGGCUCUGGAGCCGGCCGGUACUACGCGAUGGGGGAGCCCGGUAGCGCUCGCAUGCCAGGCAAGUCAUCAAGCCACUCCCGGGGCGUUGUCGAGCAGUGGAAGCUGUAUCUGGUGUUUGCUUGCACGACCCUGGCAGAUCCCGGCAACGCCCAGGCGACGGGAGCUUCGAACGGCCAGCACGGGCGGAAGGGGUCCAAGUCGUCGUCGGCCGCAGAAAAGAUCGGGUCGGCCCGGACGUUGUUCAAGUACCUCAACCCGAUGCUGUCGGCGUCCAACGAGUCGAUCCGGGAAGCGGUGGUCAUCGCGAUGGGGUCGAUCAACAUCCACAUCUACCGCACGCUCCUCGAGGAACUGCAAGGGCAGGUAUCGCGCUGCAACGACGACGCGCGACAGCGGAUCCACCACCAGCGGACGAACAGCAACCCGCGGCGGAACCGCAAGAUGGACGUGCUGCGGACCGAGAUCACGCAUGUGUACAAGCUCACGUCGCACUUCCUGCGUAACGCGCAGGUGUACCAGGACGACUGGGUGCUCAACAACCUGGUCGGCUACACCAAGGACCUGAAGCUAUUUCUGAUGGACGGCGAGGUGCAGAUGGACUGGGAGUUCCAGCGGCUGCGACGGCACUACUGCGGGCUCAUGGAGGAGCUGUUCGAGGGCAUCAACCGGACCAAGGACCCGUCGCGGUGGAUGACAUUCGAGGCGCGCAAGUCGGCGUUCGCGCUGAUGGAAGAUUGGUGCGGGUUCUCGCCGAACCAGCCGCAGAUCCGGCAGCGGGAAGAUAACAUGCGGCAGUCGGUGAUCGAGCAGAAGGCCGCGGGUGAGCGGGGCACGGUAACUGCAGCGAUGGAGAUCGAGAAGCGCAACCUGCGCACAGCGGCGUUGAGCGCGAUGGGGGCGCUUUGCGGGGGACCGAUCAGCGCAACGACGGAGAGCGGUGCGUCGCUUCAGUUUGAUGUCCGGCGCAUGCUAGCGUGGAUCGAGGCCAUCUUCAACUCGGGCAGCGACCGGAUGAACGUGAUCGGGCGCCGGGCGCUCAAGAACCUGAUCGUGCACAACCAGGAGUAUCCCUACCUGCUGGAGCACUGCAUCUCGCGGUGCUACCUAGCUGAGGCGCCCGAGAUGCUGGAGAGCUACUUCGGCGCUGUGACCGAGGUGCUGCUGGAACACGCCGAGUACCCAGCCCCUUUCUGGAAGCUGUUGGGAUUGUGUCUGUUUAUGCUAGGUAACGACCAGAGCGCAAUCCGGACGCGGGGCGCUCACCUGCUGAAGGCCCUCGAGGAGCGACAGCCGCAACCGCGGAGCUCCAAGAUCCAGGAUUUUGAUAUUAGCAUUUCAGACAAAACCAAGGCGGUGUACAAGCUGGCGCAGUUUGAGAUCUCGAAGAGGCUGGCCAAGCAGCACACGGAGCUGGCCUUCCACAUCUUCUCCGAGUUCACCUUUUACUUCAAGGAACAGCAGGCCGGCGCGCAGCGCAACGUGAUCGCGGUGAUUCUUCCGUGGAUCCAGUCUGUCGAGCUGCGCGUCGACCCUAACGGCGGACCCAUCGCGCAGUCGUACGUGCUGCUGGCGAAUUUACUCGAGAUCACCAUCAAAUCGAGCGCCGCGCUGCACAACGAGGUACAGGCACUGUGGCAGGCGCUGGCGACAGGCCCCCACCCAGGAAAUGUGCGCCUCAUCCUCGACUUCAUCAUGUCUUUGUGUUUAGAGCGCCGCGAGCAAAACUUUGUCGAGUACGCGAAGCAGAUCGUGGUGUUCCUAGCUAGCACCAACAGCACCCCCGGGGGCAACCGCGUGGUCGAGUUCUUGCUACUAAAGUUAACCCCGCGGGCCAUGGUGCCCAACGAGAAACGCGAGGCCGUCCCCGCGCCCCCGCCCCCGGAUAUCAACAUGUUGCCUUACUGCGCAGACCUCGGGGAAGCUUUGCCUAUCGGCACCAAGCAGGCGGGUUUCUCGCUUGGCCAACUGUCGCUGAUCUUGCUGGUCGACCUCAUGGUGGCCCCAGUCAGUCUCACGGCCGACAGCGUGCCCGUACUGCUGCAGGUGGUUACGGUGCUCUGGGACCACUACACGCCGCUGGUACAGGAGCAGGCGCGCGAGAUGCUGGUCCAUCUGAUCCACGAGCUGGUCAUCUCGAACUUGGACGACGACGACACGCCCGUGGCGACCAAGCAGUGGAUCGAGAGCCUGGUUGAUGCCAUCCGCCGACACGACCGGUCUGUGGUCUGGGGAUACGAGGACAGCAACGGCAGCAAAGUGGUCGAGAUCGGUCAUAGUAAUAGUGGCACUAACAGCAACGGUAACAAUAACAGCGGUGGUGGUGUUAGCUACAGUAACAGCACCAACAAGGUACCACCCAGCAUGGAGUACCUCACCGCUGAGGUGGUCAAGACGUUCGAGCUGACCUUCCCCGGUAUUAAAGACCAAUGGGGCCGGCUGUCGCUGACAUGGGCCACGUCGUGUCCUGUACGCCACCUCGCCUGCCGCUCGUUCCAGAUCUUCCGCUGCAUCCUGACGUCGACCUCGCUAGACCAGUACAUGCUGGGCGACAUGCUCGCGCGGCUGUCCAACACCAUCGCCGACGAGGACACCGAGAUCCAGACGUUUUCCAUGGAGAUCCUGACCACGCUGCGGACCUUGAUCGUCAAACUGGACGCUGACAAGCUGCUGGCCCUGCCGCAGCUGUUCUGGACCAUGUGCGCCUGCCUCGAGUCCAUCAACGAGUGCGAGUUCCUCGUCGGCAUCGAGAUGCUCAACGAGUUCCUCGACAAGCUAGACUUUCACUCGUCCGCCGUCCGCCGGAUGUUGUACGACGGCCAACCGUCCAAGUGGGACGGCGUCUUUGAGGGCCUGCAGCCGCUGCUGUACAAAGGGCUGCGGUCGGCGUCGUGCCUCGACCGCACGCUGGAGACCCUGGAGAAACUGCUGGUUCUCCCCGGCGAUGCGCUAAUGGGUGACUCGAGCUGUUUGUUCUUUACCAUCGUGGCCAACCUCCCGCGCUUCUUGCGCGCGAUUGACGACCAACAGCAGCAGCAGCAACAGGGACAACAACAAGGACAACAGUUCCUAGAGCGCGGUGCGGUCCAGGCGGCCGAAACAUUGAUGGCUGCUGCGGACGAACAGGGGCUGACGGGGGUGUUGGUGGUUCUGGACAAGUACCUCGGGUCCAAGUACGCGUCGGGCACCGAGUUUGUCAGGCAGAUGCUCGAGGCGCUCCAGGAACGGUUCCUGCCUACACUUGACUUCCCCAUGAUCACGAUGCUGAUGGGGUUCCUGACGAACGCGGCGUCGUGGGUCAAAAUCAAGACAAUGCGCAUCCUGUGCGUGGUGAUCCCCGAGGUCGACAUGAAGAAGCCCGAGAUUGCUAGCCACGGCUCGGAUAUGAUCUCCCCGCUGCUGCGGCUGCUGCAGACUGAGUACUGCAUGGAGGCACUUGAGGUUCUAGACAACAUCAUGACCAUGUCCGGCUCGUCCAUGGACAAGCACCACCUGCGCAUGAGCAUGACACGGCCGACGUCCAAGGCCGUCCGCAAGGAGUACGAGCGCACGCAGAGCCUGUUUGGCAUCCCGGAGCCGUCAGGCUGGGCCAUUCCCAUCCCCGCGCGCAAGACUGACUCCACGCGCGCCAACAUCCACGCGGCCUUCUACAUGUGCCAGAGCGACGAAGGGGGCGAGGGUGCGGUCACGCAGCCGGCGAUGACCCCCGAGGUCGGGUUCCACCCGGACGACUUCCCCUACGGCUUCUUCCCCAGCUCUGGCUUGGGCGACCGCGCCGACACUAUGCUAUCGGACGAUGCGCGGGCGCUCGACGCGCCACUAGGCGGUGGCGAUCUGUUCUCUAAGCUGGACAGCCUGGAUGAUUUCUUUGACGACAAUGAUAACGACAACGACAACGACACGUCCACCAGCGCGCCGAGCGACGGGCGGUCGUCGCGGACGGUGACCGAAUUCUCACCCGACACGUUUGACUCGGGCGCGCAGCUGUAUGACGAGCAUAUCCUCCCGAUCCUGCACCAAGCGUCAAACAAUAGCAACACGUCAUUCCAGAACGGGUUUGCGGACCGCCCGGUUUUUGUAUCGCGCGAAGGUGGUGGUAGUACCAGCGGCGGACUCGCAGCGAGCAACACGAUGAACCCCGGGGCGUUCAAUGUCGGCGGGAACAGCACGCCCAACAGCGCGAGCACCAGUCUCAGCAGCAGCAGCGGGAACAGCAACAGCAACAACCUCACCGUAAUGGCCACCUCCCCCGUCCACCGCCCCGGCCUGCACUCCCGUUCCGUCACCUCCCCGUCCGCCCCAACAUCCCACCACGUCCUACCCCCCGGCGACCUAACAUCCGACGACGAGUUCCCCGAAGACGUCUUCUCCGACGGCGACGACGAGCAACACCAAUUCGGACAGCAAGGUCAACAGGGGGGGCACCAGGCGCAGCAGCAACCUCACCAGGGCCCAGGGCCACACCAGCGCCGACCAAGUACAUCCAACGCCAACGCCUUCCUCGAAAACGUCAUCCGCCCCCUGACACAGAGCACGCGUUCGCGUAUGCGGCGGAUGACGGGGAGCCGGUCGCGCGAUGGUGGGUUCCCGUUUAAUCCGCCUGUACUGCAGCAGUCGCAGUCGUAUGGGGGGUAUGGGCAGGGACAGCAGUAUGGAGGGGGUCAUCAGUAUGGACAACAGCAGCAGCAGCAAUACGGUGGGCAGUAUGCAGGUCAACAACAGCAACAACAGCAGUCACAACAACAGUAUGGUCAGCAAUUGCACCAGCCGUAUCAACAUACUCAGCAGGGGCCUGCAUCUGCGCCUACUUUGAGUGGUGGCAGUGGCAGCGGUAGCAGUGCCAGUGGUGGUGGUGGAGGUAGUGGGAGUGGUGCUGGGUCAUUGACGGCGUCGCCUCAGCAGAUGAGGCCGGAUCGGGGAUUGGAGCAGGGGGGUAGCGGGAGUGGGGGUGGAGGAGGAGGAGGAGGACCUGCAUCUGGGAAGAGUGGAGGGGGAUUCUUGCCUUUGGGGCAUCAAUGA
Messenger RNA from Dichotomopilus funicola, 8481 nucleotides. Its product is annotated as cell morphogenesis N-terminal-domain-containing protein. Gene Ontology annotation, cellular component: site of polarized growth; cell cortex. Gene Ontology annotation, biological process: cell morphogenesis. The transcript has 2 exons. The record is from RefSeq and is a predicted model, not a curated record. Bases 1 to 8481 code for a protein of 2826 amino acids. NCBI's taxonomy places the organism in Eukaryota, Fungi, Ascomycota, Sordariomycetes, Sordariales, Chaetomiaceae.